AUGCGUGAAUUUAUUAUAUUUACUAUUUUAAUUUUUAGUGUUUUAAGUUCAAAACAAAUCUUAAUUUAUAAUGAAGAAAUUAUUGUAGCUUUAAGUUUUGUAGGUUUUGUUAUAUUUAGUAAAAAAACCUUUGGUGAAACUUUAAAAGCUACUUCUGAUGCGCGAAGCGAAGCUCUUCUUUCAGAGUUACAGCAAUUGAUGAGUUCUCAAGAAGCUCUGUUGUCCGAGUUGAAGAAACAGCAUGAAUUACGUAGUAUAAGUUUGCGUUCAAGUACGCAAAUGAUUGGAGAAUCUUGUAUAAAUGAUCUGCUUACGCGCUGCGCACCUAAGUGCAAACAGACAGUGCAAGCUGUGUUAUGCCAACAAGUAGAGCAAAAGUUAAAAACACUGUUAGCUAUUCAAGAGCAUUCUCGCAGCAGUUUACAAGAGAAGAUAGUCACUUGUUUUCGCGAAACAGUUUGUGACGAAUUUCGCUUUUCUAAAUUGCGAAAACAUCAGUCAAAACUAGUUCAACAAAGCAUGGUAUUAUUGAAAGAUGGAGUUCUGAAAUGA
This is a messenger RNA of Physcomitrium patens, 552 nucleotides long. NCBI's taxonomy places the organism in Eukaryota, Viridiplantae, Streptophyta, Bryopsida, Funariales, Funariaceae. The record is from the annotation of a RefSeq genome assembly.